Messenger RNA from Hordeum vulgare subsp. vulgare (domesticated barley), 712 nucleotides. RefSeq names its product protein PELPK1-like. NCBI's taxonomy places the organism in Eukaryota, Viridiplantae, Streptophyta, Magnoliopsida, Poales, Poaceae. The record is from RefSeq and is a predicted model, not a curated record. The transcript has a single exon. Bases 70 to 507 code for a protein of 145 amino acids.
GCAGAGCAAGAGCAACCAGCCUUGCAAUCGCUACCCACUCUCAAAGAAACUACUAGCUAGCAGUGAGAAAUGGCUUCGAACGCGACCUUGUUGGCCAUGAUCAUGGCGUGCACGCUCCUACUCACCGGGUGCCACGGCGCACGCCACUUGGCCGACACGACUCCGGCGGCUGCCCCUACCGCUGCUGUACCUGGCCUGCCGGCCGUGCCGACCAUGCCUGCCGUGCCCACGGACACAGUCACCCUGCUGCCACCAAUGCCGGCGGUCACCCUGCCCACGGUUCCUCAAGUCACGCUCCCGCCCAUGCCCGCUGUCGUGGUGCCUAAGAUGGUGCUGCCACCCAUGCCCGCUGUCGUGGUGCCUAAGAUGGUGCUGCCACCCAUGCCCAAGGUGUCAAUGGCGCCGAUGCCCGCCAUUGUAGUGCCCAAGGUGACGCUGCCGCCAUUGCCGUUCGUCCCGAAUGUGAACGUGCCAAUGCCGUUCCUGGCACCGCCCCCGUCUGCGUAGUGCGUUGGCCUUGAUGCGGGAGUGAUUCCAUCACUCCGUUGCCACAACGUAUAUUUUCUUACGUGCAAGCUCUACGUUUCACAUGUGAUGUAUCAGCAGUUCAUACCAUUUUCUUUACGACCCCUCACGUGUACUGUUAGCGUUUCUUGACUUUUGACGGUUGUCCCGUUGCAUAUAUUCGAUUUUCUUUGUCUUUUAAGACCAA